Cygnus atratus (black swan) is the source of this 5739-nucleotide messenger RNA. RefSeq names its product transmembrane protein 170B-like. Lineage: Eukaryota; Metazoa; Chordata; Aves; Anseriformes; Anatidae. Gene Ontology annotation, biological process: negative regulation of canonical Wnt signaling pathway. The record is from RefSeq and is a predicted model, not a curated record. The coding region runs from base 42 to 530 and encodes 162 amino acids. The transcript has 3 exons. Gene Ontology annotation, cellular component: plasma membrane.
CCCCGCCCUCCGAAGGUGAUGGCGGUGGUUGGGGUGUUGGGAUGGGCGGCGGUGGUUGUUGGUGCCGGGAAGGUGACGGGCUGGGGGGAGACACAGGCACGGCCGUUGGGCGGCCCCCGCGGGCCGGCAGCAUGAAGGUGGAGGCAGGGGACCUGUCCGCGAUCAACCUGUCGGUGCAGCAGGUGCUGAGCCUCUGGGCACAUGGCACCGUCCUGCGCAGCCUGACCGAGAUGUGGUACUGGGUUUUCCUCUGGGCUCUCUUCUCCUCUCUCUUUGUCCAUGGUGCUGUGGGAGUGUUAAUGUUUCUGAUGCUGCAGAGGCAUAGGCAGGGGAGACUAAUCUCUGUCAUUGUGGUCAGCAUUGGAUUUCUGGGUUCUGUAACAGGAGCAAUGAUAACCAGUGCUGCAGUAGCUGGAAUUUACAGAGUAGCAGGAAAGAAUAUGGCUCCCUUAGAAGCUCUCGUCUUUGGUGUUGGACAGACAGUACUGACAUUAAUUAUCUCAUUUUCAAGGAUUCUUGCAACGCUCUGAGGCUUAUGUAAAAAGAAUUUUAACUAGCCUAAAGAAAUCUCUGAUCUGAAGAGAAGCUUCCUGGAAGAGGAUUCAUCAGCUUAUGAACUUGAAUGCUAGUGCAAGAGAAAGGAAGCGAUGUGAAACAUGCAGUACAAAUCUGGAGGUUCAGUCGAAUGAACAGACUGUCCUCUAGUGUCUGAACUCUUGUACUUCUGCACUGUGCCUUAUGUGCCUCAGUCAUAGGCAAGGUGCGAUCCCUUUGUGCAAAGUUGAGAUAAAGCACCUUGAGUAGCUGCCAGUCAGGCUAAUGCUUGGUGAUAGGAUCAUUGUUCUUAUCAGUGUUUUAAUAAAACUAAAGGGACACUCCUGAAAGUUGCUGUAUGUGCCAAACUUGGAGUUUAGUUCUUAACUGUUGGUUGGGUAAGCUUUUUUGAAAUUGUAGAUAGAGAAGAACGCUGUGGAUAUACACUGCGUUUGACUUCAGGGGGAAUAGUAAGAUAACUGAUUUUUGUUCAAACAUAAUCUCUUUGAACGCUGAAUAUUCUUAUUCAGCAUUAAAAACAACAGUUAGGUCCAAUUUAAGUGGUAGACAAAUAUUGAUGGGAUUUAAGAACUACAACUUUACCAGUCCUGAUGUAAUUAGCAUGAUCUCAGAAUGAAUUGUCAGUUUACUGAAGAUCAGCACAUCAUUUUUUCAUGGUUUUGAUUCUUCAGACAACCUUAGUUUAAGGAGACUGUGUGAGAAAGAAGUGUAAUCUGUUGUGUAUGUACAUAUGAAUCUUAAACUAAUGCAUUCCUUUAAAUUAGUUUGUCUGGAACAUACAGAUGGUUACCAGUCCUUCUGAAAAGCUACUUGCUGCAAGUAAGCUCCCUUUAAUUACUGAUAGGACUAUUAACCCUACACAUACUCUUUAAAGAACAGACAAAUGUAAUACAGACUUUGAGAGUAUACCUAUGAUGAAAAUGGAAAGGGUUUAAAAAAAACAAAACACAAGUCGUCUAUUGAACAAAACUGUUAAGUUUGCUUAAUAGAACAGUUAUCUUACUUUGGAAGUUUGGAAGUGGGGCAGCACUAGUGAAUUUACUACCUUGUUUCUGAACACUUUGUAUCCUUGGAAAGGUUAAGAUACCUGGAACUUUCAAGUAGGUAGCUUUCAGUAGAGUUUGUGCAUUUCUAGUUUAAAGGGAACAGUAGUGUUGUGCAUGUGAGAUGUCUUAAGUGUGAAUAUUUGGAGUGAAUAGAAAUUUUAAUGUUAUUUACGAAGUGCAAAAUUUAAAGGGCCCAAAGUUCUCUAUUAAGAAUAAGACAUCUUUUACAUACUUAUUCAGCUGAAUGCUUUUCAGCAGUUGACUGUUAAUACUGAUAAGAAGAAUAAAUUGCCCAAAGGUUUUGCUGUUAAGAUGUCAAAAAGACUUUCAGAGUUGUUGAAAUCACUGGCAUCUGUUGUACAGCUAAAAGAAUAGGGUUAAAAUACAACUUACAAUCCAGCUUUAUUGCUUAGUGCUUCAAAGCAGUAUAAUGAAUUAACCUGCUUGCUGUUAUUUUCUUCCACAUAAACCAUUCUUUUUUUUUUAAGUGCUAAGGAUGCUAAUAUUUUUUUCUUUCAAAGUAUUUUAGUUUUUUUGAAAAUGUACAAAAUUACAGGCUAUGAAGGGAACAAUGUAAAAUGCAGGUUUAUAAACCUUCUCAGUGUUAUACUUUUAGCUUUGAAUCACUUUAAAAUGCUGUGGAAUACCUAUAUUUUCCUUACUUUGAUUUCAAAACUUUAUUUUCAUGGCUUAUUAUUUUUUUUUUUUUUUACUUUCUGCUGAUACUUUUUGGCAUAACAGUCAUAGCACUUUAAUAGACAAUUAAGUUGCAUCUGUCAAAAUGCAUUUUAAACUUCUCCCCAUUGUCUUAUGAUAUGAGAACUGGUUUCAGGUAUUUAAUUCAAAUGGAAUAAUAAAAUAAAAUGAUAUUUCUCCUAAUGUGCCUUGUAACACAUUUUUAAGGGAGAAGAUUUUAAAAAGUUGCUAUCUCUUCAUUGUUGUUCUUUUUUAGGUAUUAUGAAUCAACUUGGUUAUUUGAUAUGCCUCAUCCAACAGACAUUAAAGUGUCUGUGUUUGACAACUUAGAAAUACUUGUCUGGAUCAAAAACAACCCUCUCACAAAGCAUUGCAUUCAGUAAUUUAAAACGUCUCGUGGCUUUACCUCACCCUGAAUCAUGUUCCCAGUCUCCAAAUUACAUUGAGCAUCUUGAUUCUUAUUAUAUGGGGUUUUUAUGCUAUCACUGUUCAAAGGCUUGUUUUAUUUCACUAACUUAAACUCCUAUCAGACCAGUGCUAACUGAAGAAAUUUAUGUAACUAAUAAAAUUUUAUUGAUGAACUUCAUUCUUCAUUUUAAUUGUAGUGCCAAUGAAUUUUUUGCCAUUCUAACCUUCCUCCUUUGACAAGGAGGUAUCUUUGCAGAUGUUGAAUAACCUUCCUCCAAAUAAUUUUUAUUGUAUAGAUCAUUGUAAUCACAUUUAAAGUGGUUAAGUGCUUAUUUGUCUCUGCUUUAUAUGACAUUGUCUAGCAACAAUGAAUAGGCAGUUAAUGUAGUGCCUAGCUGGUGUAACAGACGAAGUUUUUAACUGUGUCUUGUGAGGGAUAAAUGAGGAUGACUAGUUUGUCUAUGAAAUGUUCCUUGAUCAUGGCAUGAACUUAAUGAAUAAUAAUUCCAGUAGAGAAAACAAAUACAAGUGGCCUUACAUCUCUGAAACUUGGAGGCUUCGUUCCACAUCCUUAGGAACAGCAUUGUUAAACUUGUAAAAGGUGCUCUAUUCAAAGCACAGUGUGUGUAUAUAUGCUAUUUAUAUAAAUACAUGUAUGAAUUAUGUUUUGGAGGUGUAUUCUGUACUUUACAGAAAGUAACCAUUGAAAUAACUUGCCCAAGAAAAAGAAAAUAACUUAGGAUAACCUAGGGUUUUUUCAUCAUUACUAGGCUACAGAAAUAUCUUGUGCGUGAAUGGCACGGAUGGUACUCUGCUUUGCUUUGGACAAUAAAGCAUUGUGCAGAUGUCUACCCAGAAUCUUUUAGAGCUAUCUUUAAAUAGCUCUGCAUGUUUCUGCAUUGUAUCACUAAGCACAUUCUGUGCAUUGUUAAUUAUUAAUUUAUAGUAGAGAACAAAUACAUCAACACAGCUUUAAUUCAACACAGCUUUAAUCUUUGGAGGAGGCAGGAAUACCAAAUAUACUGUUUAAUGUGAAGAUGCUUCUGUUGCUUUUAGAAGCUGCUAUUGUUAAAGAUUUAUACAUUCCACACAAUUCUGACUUACUGAUGUAAUCAAAGAUCUUGUUUUCAGAAAAUCUUCCAAAUAGUUAUUCUUUGAUUUAUGGGUAGUUACAAGUUUAUGAAAGUAAUCUAUGUACUAUGACUAAUGGUGUAAUUUGAGGUUUGCUGUUCAGUUUCUUAAAGAAACCAAUAAUUUAACCAGUUUUGAAUAAUCAAUGUGGACCAAAGACAGGACUCCUGAUUUUGUUACUUGUAGCUUUCUCUUUUUAAAGUACAAUGUUUUUUACUGUUCUGAAGGAAAUAAUACUGAAGAAGGAAUACCGAUAUUUAUUUUGGUUACAGUUUAUAUCUAUUUGAAUUGUGUUGGAGGAUAGAUAUGUAAUGCCAUUGGAGAGGAAGCUGGAGUCAAAGCUCUAAUACCUGUGAGAAUGUUUCUCAUUGUUUUCUGUUUUAUGUAUUUCACUUACUAAGGAGAUGCUAAUAAUGCCUUUCUUUCAUCUUUCAUUGUCUUACUGAGUCACAUGGUUUUGUAUAUGGCCAUUCAAAAUCAUACAUAAUUUAUUCCAUGGAAUUAGACAAUUUUCUUCUUCAGACACAACAGUAUUGCUAGGUGUAACUGAGUGUGGAUGAAUCAGUUUAGACCAAAAAGAAGCAUGAAUCUUAACAAGGUUCUAGAAGAACAAUUGUGAACGUGAUGAGAUUAUUUUUAGUUACUUUUCUCUUUAUGGAAAUAUACCUUUUCAUCGUUUGUAUAUCAGCCAUGGGGAAAAUGCAGAGACUGGUCGAUAGGAUGAAAAUUGCAACCUUAUACCAAGCAAUUUGAGAUACAAACAAAACUGAGAAUUUCAUUUUAAAUUAUAACGGAAUGCUACAUAUAUAUGAGAGAAAUAAAUGCAACUAUGAGGAAUGAAUUAUUUCUAGAGAUUAAGCACUUUCCCAUGUUCUUCUGCACCCCUUAUUACAAGUGAAAACCAUUAAACUGCUUUGACUAGUUUUUAUUUUUUACAGAAAUGGUUUGGUUAAUUUUUACUUCUCUCCUGAUUUGUGCCUGUGGUACCACAAGCAUGAGAAACAAUAUAAUAGAUUAUUUCUAGUAAUUUGGUGGCUUGAGAGUUUUACAUACGGUGCAUACUUGUGUCCAUGGAAAUUUUAAAAAGUCGCUGAGAUAAUGCAAGACUCCAGGUGAACUUUUUUGUUAUUUCUAUCCUCUUGUCAGAGGGGCUGGGGAGCAGUUUGGGAUGUUUCUCACAUAAACUUGUUAUUCAGCAUGCUAGCAAACAUGCAGAGUUCAAGGUUGUGUAUUUGCUUAGUCUUGGGUGACUAAUAGCUUUGAGGAGUAAAAGAAUGGAAGUCCUGUGGGUACUGGAAUAAAAAUAACACCUGAGCCAGUAGUCCCACUCUACCCUAGUCAGUCACUAGUUGCCUGUGCAAAACAGAAGGUAAUUGAAUUGGCAGGAGAGAGACUGGGUAAAAAAUCCACUUUUGAGCAAUUCAGGGCAUGCUGAACUUCUAUCUUAAACAGUUUUUUGAAUUCAACUUCCAAAUAAAACAUCUUUACUAUUUUUUGUGUGUGUGUUGGGGGAGAAUAAUCUUUGGAGCAGUAAGAACUACUGUACCUGGUGGUCAUAAAUAGGCAAAACACGCAAAAGAUGCUCACUUUGUCUAUGUUCGUUCUUCAGUGUUUAAUGUCUCUUAGUAUGUUAGCAGUUGAAAAGAAAUAGCAUGUUCCACCAGCUUUCACAAGAGGUCGGAGUCUGAUAUGUCUGAAAAUAACAGCUAACAUGAAACAUUCUUAGUGCUUCCAUGAAGCCAGUAUGAUACAAAUUUUCAUAUCAGCUUGCUAGCUACUACUGUGAAGCAUCUUUUAUUUGUGUGACUCAUAGCUCUGGUUGAUGAAAUUAAUGAUGAGGCACUUAAGCAGGUGAAGUAAAUCUUGGCUCAUUCUCAUAACUCCUUUCUCAUAACUGAUUGCG